AUGACCUCUACUGUAAGUCAACCGCCAUACUAUGAAAAUCAUGGCUUUCAGCCAGAAAAUGUCUGUUCUGCCAGGCAGCCAGUAAAUGCUAACCCAGACCCAAAGUACUUCUCAACAAAUGCUCCGUCAGCGCCAAGCUGUGAUCCAACGGUUGCUACCCAUCAGUCGAGUGGGCCAGUAGCAUGUUCAUCUGGGAGAACAUGUGCACCAAAUGUAAAGAAAACCAUAGUCAUUAUAUUAUCCAUUUUGCUAGUAAUUUGUUGUGCAAUUACUGCUUAUUUCAUCUGGUAUUUUGUACAGAAUCGUUGUGUCACCUCCAGCUCCUUAAUAGAGUGUGGAUCUUCAGGAGUGUGCCUGCCACCCUCGCAGUGGUGUGAUGGAGUGAUCCACUGCCCCAACGGGGAGGACGAAUCCCGGUGUGUUAGACUUUUUGGACCAAACUUUAUCCUGGAAGUUUAUUCACCUGUCAGCAAAUCCUGGUAUCCUGUUUGCCAAGAUGACUGGAAUGACAAUUAUGGGAAGAUUGCAUGCAAAGACAUGGGAUACAGUGUAGAUACGUAUUACUACAGUCGAGGAGUAGCAACUGAAGUCAGCUUUAAAAGCUUCAUGAAGCUGAACACAAGUGCUGGGAAUAUAGACUUGUACAAAAAGCUGUAUAGCAGUAAUUCCUGUGCAUCAGGAAAUGUGGUUUCUCUGCGCUGCAUAGAGUGCGGCCUGUCCACUAAAAAUGUGAACAUUAUGAACAGAAUCGUGGGUGGCAGCGGGGCGGUGCUGGGGCAGUGGCCGUGGCAGGUCAGCCUCCAUGUGCAGGGCACCCAUGUCUGCGGGGGCUCCAUCAUCACCCACCAGUGGAUAGUGACGGCGGCACACUGCGUGGAAGGACAAUUUUCUGACCCAUACAGUUGGAGGGUUUAUGCUGGGAUUCUGAAUCAGCAUGAGAUGCUCCUAGGAAAUGGACAUAGAGUGCAACAGAUAAUUUCCCAUCCGGCUUAUGAUACAGAUUCUAAAGACAAUGAUGUUGCCCUUAUGAAGUUAGAGACACCACUGCGUUUUACUGAUACUGUACGGCCAGUUUGUCUGCCUAAUCCAGGAAUGAUGUUCCAGCCCAAUCAGCAGUGCUGGAUAUCUGGGUGGGGAGCAGAGUACCAAGGAGGUAAAACAUCAAAUAACUUGAAUUAUGCUAUGGUGUCCUUAAUAGAACGUUCUAGGUGUAAUUCUAUCUAUAUAUAUAACGACAUGAUUUUGCCUACAAUGAUCUGUGCUGGAUAUCUAAGAGGAGGAAUUGAUUCCUGUCAGGGUGACAGUGGAGGUCCGCUAGUAACUAACAAAAACUCCGUGUGGUGGCUGGUAGGAGAUACCAGCUGGGGAACUGGCUGUGCUAGUCCCAAUAGACCUGGAGUGUAUGGGAAUAUGACCGUGUUUACAGAUUGGAUUUAUAAAAAUAUGCAGGCAAACAGAUGA
Molecule: messenger RNA, 1461 nt
Organism: Pelecanus crispus (Dalmatian pelican)
Lineage: Eukaryota; Metazoa; Chordata; Aves; Pelecaniformes; Pelecanidae
Gene: TMPRSS2
Product: transmembrane serine protease 2
Biological process (GO): proteolysis
Cellular component (GO): membrane
Molecular function (GO): serine-type endopeptidase activity; protein binding
Source: RefSeq, a predicted model, not a curated record